Molecule: messenger RNA, 231 nt
Organism: Penicillium soppii
Lineage: Eukaryota; Fungi; Ascomycota; Eurotiomycetes; Eurotiales; Aspergillaceae
Exons: 1
Coding region: 1-231 (76 amino acids)
Biological process (GO): mitochondrial citrate transmembrane transport
Source: RefSeq, a predicted model, not a curated record
AUGAAACAAUCAGCCACAUCAGCAGUCCGUAUGGGAACAUACAAUAUGCUCAAAGAGGCCACCAAAGCCAAAGGCGUCAAGAUAAACGUGUUCACGACAUUUGGAAUCGGCGCUGUGGCUGGGGUGGUUACCGUUUACGCUACUCAGCCUUUUGAUACAAUCAAGACUCGAGCACAGGGUGUUCAGGGAGCCAGUAUCACCGAGGCCUCGCGGAGCGUGAUGCGUGCGUGA